AUGACGGACUUCAUUGUGGCACCGGUGUCGGAAGGCAGCAUCGAGUCCAUCCAGUCCAUCCAAUCGGAGGCUGAUCCCAAAGGCCAAGCUUUGGGCAAGGGCCACACGGGCCACACGUACUGGGAAUUCUCCAAGGCCUUCUUGAAGUUGACGUGGCCGCUUUUGCUGGGAAACACUUUGGAGUGGUACGAGUUUGGCAUCUACAGCUACGUGGAGAAAGAGAUCGCGGCCAAUUUCUUUGGAGGAUCUGCAAUGGGCGCCUGGCUGGGCUACGCUGUCACCUUUGUUGCACGGCCCUUGGGAGGAAUCAUCCUUGGCUUUAUCGGCGAUCACUGCGGGCGGAAACUUGCUGUGAACCUCUCCCUUGCGGGCAUGGUCUUUGCCACCGUUGGGCAAGGUCUGCUGCCGGGGGCCCACCUGGGGAAGAACUUCCAGGUGCUGGGCCUGGUGCUUCUGAUUUGCCUGCGAGCAGUGCAGGGCAUCUCCGCGGGGGGUGAGAUCGCGGCCAUCGCGGCCUACAUGAUGGAGGUGUCCCCGAUGCAGACGCUGGGCAUGGCGGUGUGCAUGAUCUCCGUUGGGAGCCAAAUCGCCUGGGCCUUUGCCAGCGCACUGAUGGCGCUGCUGAACUCGUGUCUGGGGCCGGAGCUGAUGCUCACCUGGGGCUGGCGUGUGCCCUUUCUGCUCUCCGCCAUUGCCAUGUGGGGACGGAACCGGAUCCAGGAGAGCGAGGUUUUCAUCGACGAGGUGGAGUCCGACACCAAAAGUGUCUGCAGCGUGGGGGAGCUGGUUCGAAAUCAUCCGGGAAGUCUGCUUGUGGGUAUUGGGGCAGUGGCGGCAACAGCCACCAUGUGGUUCUCGCCACCCUUCUGGACCCUGAGCGCUUUGAUGUCUGACCUGGGGGCCGCCGACGCCCUUUGGGUGGGCAACAGCUGCCAGCUGGUGGGCCUGGCAGUGACGCCCCUGGCGGGACUCCUGGCGGACUACUUUGGGGUGGCCUGGGUGCAGCUGGUGGGGGCGCUCUACUGCGCGCUCGUCUCCUUCCCCACCUACGUGUGGCUCAGCUUCGACGCCUCCCGCCUGGCGGCUUACCUGGGGGUGGGCAUCAUCUUCGGGGUCGCGCAGGGCUUCAACGGGGCGACAGUGUACCUCUUCUGCGCGGAGCUCUUCCCGCCGAAGUUGCGGUGCCAGGGCAUGGCGCUGAGCUACAACCUGGGAGUCUCCUUCCUGGGAGGCUUCAGCGCGAGCAUCUCGCAGGCGCUGCUGGAGGUGUCCUACCACUACGGGCCGGGCAUCUACUGGUCAGCCUCGGGCGUGGUGGCAUCGUGCACAAUCCUUUUGGCGCUUUUGCUGCAGCGAAAGGGGUGGAUCAAGCUGACCCACCGCCGCAGCGCGCCCUACUUCGGCCGGCGCGGGAGGUCUGUGCAGGAUCAGCUGGCCAUCUAA
This is a messenger RNA of Effrenium voratum, 1443 nucleotides long. Lineage: Eukaryota; Dinophyceae; Suessiales; Symbiodiniaceae. The record is from the annotation of a GenBank genome assembly.